This is a messenger RNA of Sebastes umbrosus (honeycomb rockfish), 2016 nucleotides long. It is a transcript of the gene znhit6, whose product is annotated as zinc finger HIT-type containing 6. The coding region runs from base 162 to 1043 and encodes 293 amino acids. Gene Ontology annotation, biological process: snoRNA localization; maturation of LSU-rRNA from tricistronic rRNA transcript (SSU-rRNA, 5.8S rRNA, LSU-rRNA); box C/D snoRNP assembly. The transcript has 10 exons. The record is from RefSeq and is a predicted model, not a curated record. NCBI's taxonomy places the organism in Eukaryota, Metazoa, Chordata, Actinopteri, Perciformes, Sebastidae. Gene Ontology annotation, cellular component: pre-snoRNP complex; nucleus.
CCACCAACACCAGGAGGCGCCAACGAGCAGCUUCACAACCGGAAGUCAUCUCCACGUGUUGCUGCCAGUUUCUCCACCGGCGGCGGAAGACGGUUUGUUUUGAUGCCACCGGGUUGAGUCCAACGUGUGUGAAGGCUACUACUACUACUACUUCUCCUGUCAUGUGCUCUGUAACUGUACCAACAACAGACAUAACAAUGAGAGCAACAGUGGAGAACAACAGUCUGGAAGAAGAAGAAGAAGAGCUGAGAGGAACCAAAAGAAAGAUUUCCCUCUCCAAUUGUGGUGUGUGUGGAUCAGAGGAGGCCAAGUACAGAUGUCCUGCCUGUCUGGGCCAUUCUUGCAGCUUGCUGUGUGUGAAGAAACACAAGACAGAUACGGGAUGCAGUGGAGUUAGAAAUAAAACUGCCUUUGUGACCCUCUCACAUUUUGAUGAAAUGACACUUCUCAAUGACUACAGGCUUCUAGAGGAUACAGGACGAUUUGCUGAUGGUGCCACCAGAGACAAACUCAUCCGGACUCCUCGUUCCACUUCAAAAGCAAAGAGGCUAGCAGCCAACGCCAGAAAGAUGAAUAUCACAUUGAGGUUCCUCCCCGUCACCUUCACUAAGAGCAAAGAAAACUCCACCCUCUUCUACACAAGAGAACAACAGUUCCUGUGGCACGUGAAGCUCAUCUUUCCUCAGAGCAGCACAGAGUUCAGUCAGAGGAGGGUGUCCGACAGGCAAACCUUGGAGCAGAUCUUGACCCCUUAUAUCCAUCCCACAGAGUCGGACCCUGUGACGCGUCAAAAGUUGAAGAUGUAUGUGCACACUCCGUUCGAUCAUGUGAAAGUCUUCAUGAAAGCAGAGGGGAGAAAGGCGAACUCUGUGAGGUACAAUGAGUUGGACAUUCGCAAGACCCUGAAGGACAACCUGAGCUACAAAACACUCAUUGAAUAUCCCGUGCUGCAUGUUGUACUCGGAGAUCAUUGGAAGGAGUAUCCACUCAAAGGACCAGCUGAUCACGUAGUCCUGACUGACCGCGCCGUUGCAGAAGCGUAGCACCCACCCUCCGAUUCCCCCCUCAGGUAAACAUUAUUAUUGUCAGCACUUUUGCCAUUGUUUGCACUGUUGUUAGCGUUGCUACCUGCGUGAGCUGUGGCUCACCGUUGCCAUGGUGAGAGCCGUUGAGAGGCAAUGGAAAUGCUCCCAAUCCUGUUUUUAGCGCCUGUAAACAAAAAGUUAGCCCCAUUAACCCAAAUCAAAACACAAUUCAUUCACAGCAUUCUUUUGUAUGUCUCACUAUGGGUCACUAAGUAAAAUGCUGUAAAAUGAUAAAAAAUAAUUUAUGGUAAGUUGAGAAUGCACUCAACCCAUAACUCAAACUUUUAUCACCUCAUCUUUAUAAGGUCAAAAAAAUGGUGGAACAUUUAAAUUCUAUAUAAGUAAUGGUCCGCGCCAAAGAUAAAUGGAUAAUUGGAGGCAGGCAUAGCCUUUUAAUUGUGUCUCGUGUUACAGCGCAAAGAAGAAAAGCUGAAUUACAUUAAUCUUUCAUAUUAUUGGCUCAGCUGGAUAACCAUUACGAGAAUGUGCUGGCACAAGUGUCCAAGGUUUUAAAGUGAAUUUCACGUAAAUUGGUUCAUGUGUUUUAUAAUUCAGCAGACUGUGGGGAGAUGAUGUUGGGGAGUAAUUGCUGAUAAUUCACAAUUAUAGUCCUUACAGUGAUUUAUUCUGCAGCCUUUCUUUCACACAUGUCCACCCUGCUUUAUUGCAUAACUAAUUGCUUGGCACGCUGCCUCAUCCUGGAAAGCAGCAUGGAGCCAAACCAUAGCGUCAUCAUUCCCAAACUGUCCGUACUGUUCCUCUCUCUUUCUUGACAUUUUGGUUUACGCAUGACCCCCAGCUGCAUGUGCUCUAACCAUCUUUGUGCGACUGACCGCUCUGAUCACUUGUGUAUACGUUUGGACAUGUACGAAUUUUACUGUUUCAAGAGCCGUGUUUGAUCAUGCAUUUUUUUUAAUACACAAAUGGGGUC